Octopus sinensis (East Asian common octopus) is the source of this 2025-nucleotide messenger RNA. RefSeq names its product tRNA-specific adenosine deaminase 1. The coding region runs from base 650 to 1996 and encodes 448 amino acids. The record is from RefSeq and is a predicted model, not a curated record. The transcript has 10 exons. Gene Ontology annotation, biological process: RNA processing. Gene Ontology annotation, molecular function: RNA binding; adenosine deaminase activity. NCBI's taxonomy places the organism in Eukaryota, Metazoa, Mollusca, Cephalopoda, Octopoda, Octopodidae.
UGUUCUAAACAGCAUUUGAGCCUACCAUUAGCUAUAAAAACUCACCUCCUCCUAGACUCGAGAUCUGUUGGUUCCAGACCUUCUAAGGUCUACCCACUGACCACAUUACAGCGACCUCCAUCUUCAUCACCACCAUCAUGUCUCUCACUAGUGUCGUCAACAACAUCUACACAGCACCAACACAAUGAAUGGUUCUAACAUAUCGCUGUUCGUGAGCUUUCCUCACCACGGUUAACAGCUAACAUACAACACACGCAGAUGCAUGUAGAUAUAUGGAUAAAUGUCCAUCAACCACUUCCAUUUGUCAUUCAGUUUGUGUAUAUAUGUGUGGCCACAUUAAACGUAUUUAAAGUUACAAUCUUGUUUAUAUAUUCUUCAUCUGGGUUUCCUACCAAAUAUUACAGCCUUCUGAGUAGAGUCACAUUAGAUGGAAUACAACCUAAACCAUCUAAAAUGGUGAUCCUGACAAAACAACAACUUAUCCUUCUAUAAUGGUGACCCCCAACGCAACAUGGACACUUACCCAUCCAUAAUGGUGACUCACGAUGUUCCAGACCACUAAACUAACUAAAAUGGUGACAGCUAUUCUUUUCAACAAGGAAAAGAGGGCAUCUUUUUUCUGCGUAGUAGCCAUGCUGAAAGAAACGGUAUGGACGACACGAGUGAAAGGGAUUGGGACAGGUCACUUCAUCUCCGGAUACGGCUUGAUGGAGAACUAAAUCUCAAAACUGUUGCUUUAGGAACCGGAACCAAAUGUAUUGGGCAAUCCAAAAUGAGUAAAAAUGGUGAUGUCCUUUAUGACAGCCAUGCUGAAGUUAUAGCAAGGAGAGCAUUUCUUCGGUUCCUUUAUCAUGAGAUAUCAUUGGUUUAUAAUGGGGAAGAGAGUGAAGUGUUUGUGUUGCCAGCUUCAAAAGCACACAAUCAAUGUCUACUUAAAAAUAAUGUUGAAUUUCAAUUUUUCAUGAGCAGUACACCAUGUGGUGAUGCUUCCAUAUUCCCAAUGAUGCCUGAAGAUACAUUCUCUAGGAUUGGAGAGAUCUGUGUAAAUAUUCCAAGCCAAACAAACUCUUUAGAGGAGGAGCAAAUCAAACAAACAGCUGAAGAACCAGUUGCUAAAAAAUUUAAAACUGAUGAUGGCAUUUGUGAAAGCUCAUGUGAAAGACUUCAGUUUCCUGAAAAAGAUAAUGUGAAACAUUUGACAGAUUCAUCAUUUGCUUUGGCUGAAGACAUUUUUCGAACAGGUGCCAAGUGUGUGCCCUUUGGGAAACAAGAUACCUACGAACCAGGAAUUAACUAUCAUUGUAUAAAUGCUCUCAGGAUUAAGCCAGGCCGAGGCGACCGUACACUUAGCAUGUCUUGCAGUGAUAAAAUUGCCAGAUGGAAUUUUCUGGGAUGUCAAGGUGCUUUGUUGAGCCACUUCCUUUUCGAACCAAUUUACUUUAAGUCUUUUAUUAUUGCAAACUGUCCAUUCAGUGUUGAUGCUGCCCACAGAGCUCUUAUGGGAAGAUUUGAAACACAAGCUGAAUCACUUCAUUUACCUGACGGUUAUUUCAUGAACAAACCAAAUAUUUUACAGUCCUCUCUCUCAUUUGCUGACAAUAAAAACAACUCCAAGACUGGUAAUUUGAAAGAAAAUGUCAUUCCAUGCAGUACAACAAUAAUUUGGUAUAAGAAAGGUGAAAAUGCAACUGAAGAAAUUGCAGUGAAUGGCAGAAAGCAAGGUGCAACAUUGAAAUCGAUAAAUAACUGCUCAGCCCAUUUAAGUAUUUCCUGCAAAGCUCUAUAUUCUGAGUUCAAGCGUGUUAAAGAGAUUGCAUCAAAAGUUAACAAGUUACCACUCACUUUAAAGAGCCUUGAAGAUGAUUCAUCCAGCGGCCAAACCUAUUACUCGCAUAAAAUAGCUGCUAUGAAAUACCAAGAUAUUUGGAACCAAUUGCUGAAGGGAACCUUAAAGACAUGGGUUAAAAAGCCAAAAGAAUUUAUGCAAUUCUUAUGAUAUUUAAUAAAAAAAUAUUUUCUUUAAUA